CCUGCAGUGAUAUUCAAUAAUUCAUACAAUGUCGUUGCGUACACCUCUUUAUGACCUUAAACAGUUUAAUAGUGUUUACGAACCCAGUGAGGAUACAUUCUUACUUUUAGAUGCUUUGGAGAGUGAAUUAACAUACAUUGAGUCUUUGAAACCUUUAUUGAUUGUGGAGGUUGGCAGUGGCAGUGGAAUUGUUAUUACUUCGGUAGCAUCUUUCUUUAAAAAUGAAGCAUUAUAUUUUUCCUCAGAUAUUAAUCCUUGCGCUUGCUUGUGCACUUUAAAGACUGCAAGUUUAAAUAAUGUUCAUGUCCAUUGUAUAAAUAUGGACUUACUUUUUAACUUUAAAAGUACUUUUGAUAUUGUAAUAUUUAAUCCACCAUAUGUUUGUACGGAAAUGAGUGAAAUUUCACCAGGAAUUAACAGAGCCUGGGCUGGUGGUUUAGAUGGUAGGGUAAUCAUUGAUCGUUUUUUAUUACAUUUGGAACAUGUUUUAAAACCAAAAGGAGUAUGUUAUAUGGUAGCUAUUAAGGAAAACAAACCCUAUGAAAUAAUUGAGAAAAUGUCAUGUAAUUUUAAUGCAUGUGUUGUUAAAAAACGUAAAAUACUGGGCGAACAUUUGUUUGUACUAAGAUUAAUAAAAUUAUAAGCCAAUCCUA
Molecule: messenger RNA, 653 nt
Organism: Photinus pyralis (common eastern firefly)
Lineage: Eukaryota; Metazoa; Arthropoda; Insecta; Coleoptera; Lampyridae
Gene: HemK2
Product: methyltransferase N6AMT1
Exons: 1
Coding region: 29-643 (204 amino acids)
Biological process (GO): methylation
Cellular component (GO): eRF1 methyltransferase complex
Molecular function (GO): protein methyltransferase activity; S-adenosylmethionine-dependent methyltransferase activity; nucleic acid binding
Source: RefSeq, a predicted model, not a curated record